This is a messenger RNA of Vicugna pacos (alpaca), 3503 nucleotides long. The record is from RefSeq and is a predicted model, not a curated record. NCBI's taxonomy places the organism in Eukaryota, Metazoa, Chordata, Mammalia, Artiodactyla, Camelidae.
CUGGGACUGUCACUUGGCUGCCGGCGUCGGGCCACGCCGGUGACGGCCGGAGCGCGCCGGGUCUGGGCGGGUUGUGCAGGAGAGUCUGGAGCCCCAAGGUGCGGGCGGCGAGGACGCGGGGGCGGAGACGCCCACGGCCUGCUCCCGGCCUCGGUUUCCCCGGGAGCGGCGUGGGCGUUCCCCGAGCCACGUGCUCUGCGGCCUCCAAGCCGCCCAGACGCAGCGCCCUUGACGGACGGGGAGACUGAGGCCCGGCGCGGAGGUGCCCGCUCUUUCCUGUAGGUUCCGAUGGCGGUAGCGGCGCAGACAGACCCAGUGCAGUAUCCAGCCGUUUGCUGAGUGGAGGGCAGACGCAGAGGGGAGUGGCGGUGUGCAGGCAGGAGGCUACUGCCACAGCCCGGGCAGUGGAGAUGGGAAAAGCCGUUGGAAUCUGGACAGGUCUCUUGGUGCAUCAAGUUUGGGGUGGCCUGAUGGCCUUUGAGGACGUGGCUGUGUACUUUUCCCGGGAGGAGUGGGGGCUCCUGGAUGCAGCCCAGAGGGCCUUGUACCGCCGUGUGAUGCUGGAGAACUUCGCACUCCUGGCCUCGCUGGGACUGUCUGUCUCACGACCCCAUGUGGUCAUCCAGCUCGAGCGUGGUGAGGAGCCCUGGGUUCUCAGUGCGACAGAUGUGACCCUGGCCAGGAGCGCCCAGAGGAGGCCCAGUCCUGGUUCCCAUCAUCUGGUAGAGAACAGAGGUGAUUCUGGAGAAGCAGCAUUGUCAGCGGCCUUCCAGGAUGGCCCCCCUCUGGCGCCAACUAGGGUCCUCCCCACAGCUGGUGCCUGCGAGCAGGGAAAAAGCCUGGCGGGUCUGCACUGCACCUCCCUGUCUCGGGAGAGGAAACCCACGGGGGUGUCUGUGAUCUACUGGGAAAGGCUCCGGCUAGGCCCUGGCAGCAGCGAGGCCAGUGUAAGCCUGCGGCUGACCCCUUCUCUGCGGGCCCCAUCCAGGGAGAAGGCCUUUGCAGAUCACCCCACGCCAGACAAGCUGCCAAGGGUGUCCGAGCGGCAGAAGCCGUUUGCACAGGAGACCACUGGGAGAGCCUGCCCAACUGUCCCAGAUGCCCCAGGGGGACAAGGAAUGGGUGUGGCCUGGCCGGAGCCCCGGAGACUGCCCACCGGCCCUGAGCCCAAGACCUGGGCGGAACUGGGCGAGGCUCUGCACGCUAGCCCCGGCCUGCUCCCCGGGGAGAAGCCCUUCGAGUGCCGUGCAUGCAGCAAGGUGUUCGUGAAGAGCUCGGACCUCCUGAAGCACCUGCGCACUCACACCGGGGAGCGGCCCUAUGAGUGCGCACAGUGCGGCAAGGCCUUCAGCCAGACAUCACACCUGACGCAGCAUCAGCGCAUCCACAGCGGUGAGACUCCCUACACCUGCCCAGCCUGCGGCCAGGCCUUCCGGCACAGCUCCUCGCUGGUACGGCACCAGCGCAUCCACACGGCGGAGAAGGCCUUCCGAUGCGCUGAGUGCGGUAAGGCCUUCAGCCAUCGCUCCAACCUCAGCCAGCACCGCAAGAUCCACGCAGGGGGCCGGCCCUACGCCUGCGCACGUUGCGGCCGCAGCUUCUGCCGCAACUCACACCUGAUCCAGCACGAGCGCACGCACACCGGCGAGAAGCCCUUCGCCUGCGCGCUCUGCGGCGCUGCCUUCAGCCAGGGCUCCUCGCUCUUCAAGCACCGGCGCGUGCACACCGGCGAGAAGCCCUUCGCCUGCGCACAGUGUGGCCGCGCCUUCAGUCACAGCUCCAACCUCAGGCAGCACAGGCUGCUGCACACGGGUGAACGGCCCUUCCGCUGCACAGACUGUGGCAAGGCUUUUGCCAAGGGCGCUGUGCUGCUCAGCCACCGGCGCAUCCACACGGGCGAGAAGCCCUUCGUGUGCGCACAGUGCGGCCGUGCCUUCCGCGAGCGCCCAGCCCUCUUCCACCACCAGAGGCUCCACACUGGCGAGAAGCCUGUGCGGAGGCCGAGGGCCAGCCCACGCUCCCUGGCCAGACCUCCUUCGGGAGCUCCUUCAGAGGGCGCAAUGGGGAGGGAAGCUGGGCCUACUGCUGCCUCGGGCCCAGCCACGUUUCCAAAGACGGCUGAGGCUUGAGGCCGCCACCCCGACCUUUCCCAGCCUAUCCUGAGCCCUUUGCAUGUCUCCAGGGCCCUGUCCCCUGCAAAUCCAUGGUUUGGAGAAGCCCUUCACAUGCACUGUGGUUCUACCCGCAUGUGGUGGCUAGAUUUGCCACUUGUUAGCCACCGCUCACUCCUCCAUCCCCAAGAGGUCACACUGCAGAAAGGUUGGGGGGUAGACAUGGAGGCUCGGACCUGGCGGGACUAGUGGGCGGGCAGCAUGGCAGUGCCAGUUCUCAUGUUAUCAUGACUGUGGACACCAAGGGGGAGGGAGGCGGUGAGACGGAGGUGGUCUUGAGACAAACCCAACAGUUUAUGUGUAAACCCCCGACCCCCACCUCGCAAGCCUCGGUUUAUCCAAGGUUUCCUGGAAGCAGGCCCAGUGGACAGGAGGCUAUGUGGGGUUGGCUGCUGGCUUUGGACGGGUGGCUGGGCUCUGAGCUUCAGCUUCCUCCUUGGGAAGAGAGUACAGAUUUACAGGCCUGCAGAGGAUGUCUGAAGCUCCCUGACAGGCAGGAUCUUGAGAAGGGCCAGUAUGUGUCAACUGCCAGCCCCUGUUCUGAAGCUAGGAGAUUUCUCUUAAUGGCCCUGUGAGGUGGCUGCUGUGGCUGUCUCCCUGCUUCUCAGAUGGGGAAACAGGCACAGAGAGGGGCACGAAUUGCACACAGCAGAGCCACUGGCCCAGGGUCCAGACUAAUGACUGCCCCCGCACACCUGCCAGCUGUGAGGGCCGGGUGGAGCCUGGCCUGGCUCCCUGUGCAAGGCAAGCUCAGGAGGUGGAAGAGGUGGAGGUGGGAGGUCAGGGCGGAGAGAAGGAGACACAGAUAGUGAUGGCUCCGCAGCUCUGCCUGUUCAUUCACGUUGCGGUCCUGUUACUAAAGUCAGUGGUACAGUAUCCUUCCCGCUGCCCUGAUGAGGACUGAGCACAGCAGCAGGUUCAAAGGAGACGAGGCGGGGCUGCUUCGAUCUGUGGAGUCCAGUGGCCACGUGCCCAUCUGUUCUUUAGGACUUGCCAUUACCUGAGGCUGUGUGGUGCCCCCCAAAUCCCCUCCUCAGUGUGAUACCCCCACAUGGUCUGGGCACUGAGGCAGACAAGUAGGGUGGGGCCUGAUCUGCUUCCUGUGACCUUCAACAAUCCAGAGCCCAUCUUGACCUUGGGCUUCGCGCCCAGGGAGGUUCAUGGUCUUUUUUGCCAGGGGGAGAAAAAGAUUAGAAGUUACAGCUUGGAAUGAAUGUACAUCGUAAAUUCUUGCACAGCACUGUGUAGCUCACAGCCUCAGCCUCCCUUCCCCAGCCGCCAGGUCAUGGUUCAGAGAGGCUCACUAAUAAAGGUUUCUUUUUAAAAACAAUA